AUGGCAGCCCAGGCGAGCAGUGCUGACAAAUACAAAGUGCCAGCUGGCUUGAGACCACUUUUAGAAGCACUGGCCCGUGAGACGUUAAGGGCGCAACCCACUGACUUAAUCUCAUUCUCGCAGCUAUUCUUCCAGGAAUUACAACGUCAUCGUGAUGAAUGUGGUAAGGAGGUAGACAUUCUCAAAGAGCCGGCACUCUAUGAAAAAUUCAAAAACGAUUUACAAAUGAAGUAUCAACAGCAACAACAAACAACUGGGACAGAUAAUAGUCCCCAAGAGCAGCCACCACGUUCACAAAGCCCAAUGGAUUUGGCAGCUACGAAAAUCCAAGCCGCAUUUCGAGGACAUAUUGUUCGUGCAAAUCCUGAAAAGUUUGGAUUGGAUAAGCCAGAAGUGGUCAUGCAACGAAGACGUUCACAUGAGCACAUUCAAGUGGCUGAUACACGGAAGGAUUUGAAUGAAGGAGCAGAAACUGAGAGAAGUGAGCUAGCGAAAAGCAGUGAUGAUUCAGACGUACCAAAAACGUUGGAUUGUUCAUCGAAAAAGGAGAUUGAAGAUUUGAAAAGAGAUGAUGAUGCCGCAGAAACAGCCAAUUUGAAUAAUCCAUCAACUACUGAUGCUGCUGAUAAGAUGACGACGAUCCAGAACAGAGAUAAUGAAACGGAUAAUAGUCAGCAUGCUGAUGUCCUCGGACGCCACUCAGUGGGCGGUUAUACGCUUGAGCGUGACACGCCAGAAGAUCGUGCAGCGACUAAGAUCCAAGCAGAAAUUCGUGGAUUCUUGGCCAGAAAACACGUGCAAAGCAUGCGGAAGGAAGGUGAUGAGGCAGCCACAAAAAUACAGGCACAUAUAAGAGGAUUCUUGACAAGGAAGCAUUUGGAAGAGACCGGGGUGAUGAGCCCGUCGCACUCGCAUUCAAGUAUAAAAUCGUCACGAUCAGAUGAUAUUGAUAAGGAUGCAUGA
This is a messenger RNA of Anisakis simplex (herring worm), 963 nucleotides long. The record is from the annotation of a GenBank genome assembly. NCBI's taxonomy places the organism in Eukaryota, Metazoa, Nematoda, Chromadorea, Rhabditida, Anisakidae.